Messenger RNA from Pocillopora damicornis (cauliflower coral), 2615 nucleotides. RefSeq names its product fibroblast growth factor receptor 1-A. Gene Ontology annotation, molecular function: ATP binding; transmembrane receptor protein tyrosine kinase activity. Lineage: Eukaryota; Metazoa; Cnidaria; Anthozoa; Scleractinia; Pocilloporidae. Gene Ontology annotation, cellular component: signaling receptor complex; plasma membrane. Gene Ontology annotation, biological process: positive regulation of kinase activity; protein phosphorylation; multicellular organism development. The record is from RefSeq and is a predicted model, not a curated record.
UUGGAAUGUUUGUUUGAAUUAUGUCAAUUGGAGCUUAAAAUUGAUUUUUUCAUCCUGACAUGUGGCCACGCAUGACCGAUUUUUUCAACCUCACAACUGAACGUGUAAUUUAUUUGCUUUUAACCUUCGCGGCAAAAGAUGUUGGAAACUUCAAUAAUCGUGUUUCGAGGCUGUUUUGGUUUUGCCUUACUCCUAAUAGUUCUAAAUCCACCACAAACUCGGUCCGUUACGAUUACAACCAAACCGCGCAAUCCAACAGACGUUGUGGAAGGAUUGAACAGUGGAAGAGUUCUACUUGUUUGGAAAUUCACUCUUGAUUCUAGCGAAAAUUUGCAGAAAAUUACCAUCGGAAGAAGGAGACCCGAUGGAAAUCAAGUAACAACAAUAGCUACGAGACCGGACGCUAAUUCCUCUCUCAGUGUAGAUGGUAAAUUUAGAGUAUUCUACAAUGCAAAAUCUCCGGCAACUCUAGUCUUAAAAAACGUGAGAAGAACAGAUGAUUACGUAUACUGUCUUGAGAUAUUUUAUUCUGAUGGUAUUGGCAACGGACGGACGAAAACAGACGUUCGUGUUCGCGUGUUUGCCCCUCCAAGUAUUACCAACGCGCCUAUCGAGAGGGUACAUGUAGAGGCUGGAAAAGAUUUAACGCUAACAUGUAAUGCCUCCGGUGAUCCCCAACCAAACAUCACCUGGACCAAAGAUGGCGUCCCAAUGAGCUUCUCUAGUGACGCCUUUCAUCAGUUUCGUCUUACUGACGUACAGAGCGAGGAUUCAGGAUCGUACAAAUGUACAGCCAGUAACGGAUACGGCAGUGAUGCAACAACUGUUAGCAGAGUCGACGUAAAACUACCGCCGAGAAUAAUCCUUCCUUCAGUUAGAGAGGCAGAGAUCAAAAUUGGAGAUGAUUUCGUCUUGGUAUGCUACGCAUCUGGUGACCCAACACCCAACAUCAUUUGGACUAGAGAGGGUUUCUCAGCGAUUGAAUCUAUUGGUACCGGCAACUUUCUGCGACUUGUUAAUGUGAGCAGAAUCAGUGCAGGAUUAUACAGGUGUACAGCUGGUAAUGGAUAUGGAAACAAUGCUACCAGUCUCACCAUAGUCAGCAUUAUAUGUGGUGAAAAAUGUGAGCCUCGCAAAGUUGGACUAACGCUCACAAAUGAAACGUGGACGCAGUCUUUAUUAAACCGGGAUUCUAUUGAGUUCAAGACCUUAGAAUAUAACAUUUUGUCAGCAAUCUGGAAUGUUUACGCGCAACAGUCUGGAAAGGAGCUUUACAAGGUGAUAGUUGUGGAAUUUAGGCCUGGUAGUGUCGUUGCCAUUGUUAGGCUUAUGUUUGGAAAAGGGGCGAUUGAUCCUUUGAAACCAAUCCAAGAUGAAAUUUCGGAUGGAAGAUUGUCUUCUCUCAAAGUCAAUGCUGUAUUGGAUGUGAAUCCAAAGGAUCCAGCUACAACAACAAAAAAUCAGACGGAAACUUCGAAAGCAGGUUUCGAUUGGCUCAAGGAGGGAACCAUUCUUCAUGUUGUGUAUUCAAGUGUCAUUUUUGUCCUUUUGGUGAUUUUCUUUGUGGUCGUUAUCUUGCUAUGGAGGAGGCGUAAUAAUCCAGGUCCUUCGACUGAAAAUGCGAGUUGCCGUUAUCAUCGCAAAAAUGCUACGGAUAAUCAGGAUCAAGGGAACCCAGUUCAAGCCAGUGAAGCAUACGUGAAUAUCUCCGAACGUCUUAUUUUGAGCGAAGAGGAAACGGUAGUUAUUCAAUCGUCGCCAUCAAGUAACGCAGUACCAAGAAGAAGACAUCAAAUGGACUCUGAGUAUAUGUCCAUUAAGGGAAUAACAACAAAGUUCAAGAAAUGGGAAGUAAAACGGGAAAAUGUUCAAAUCUCGAGAGUUAUUGGAAAGGGUGCUUUCUGUCAGGUUGCUAAGGCAACUGUAUCAGAUAUUAAUGGAAUAAAGGGAGCAACAACUGUGGCAGUUAAAAUGCUGAAAGAAAAUGCCCCGGAUAAUGACAAGAAAGAUCUACUGUCAGAGCUGGAUUUGAUGAAGAAACUGAGGCCUCAUCCUCAUGUCAUUAAACUGAUGGGAUGCGUCACUAAAACUGAUCCUUUGCUUGUUCUGAUUGAAUACAUACCUUAUGGUGAUCUGUUGGGUUACCUAAGAAAGAGUCGCGGCCUCAAUGACACAUACUUUAAAGAUCCGGAUGUUAAACCUGAGACCAACCUAACCUCAGAGCAACUGAUACAAUUUGCCCUGCAGAUUGCUGAUGGAAUGAACUUCCUUUCUGCUAACAAGAUCAUCCACCGUGACUUAGCGGCCAGAAAUGUUCUUGUUGGGGAAGGAGAGAAAUGUAAGGUGACAGACUUUGGAAUGGCGAGGAAUGUUAACCAGGAUGAUAUCUACAACAAAACAAGUCGGGGCCGUCUGCCAGUAAAGUGGACCGCCUAUGAGGGUUUAGUUUAUGGAAAAUACACAACGCAAAGUGAUGUGUGGAGUUUCGGUGUUGUUCUGUACGAAAUAUUUACUGUAGGUGGAUCUCCUUACCCCGCGAUUACCGCUCGCGAAAUUGCAAAGAAACUUCAGCAAGGAUACAGAAUGCCAAAACCUAAACAUGUUGAUGAACAGCU